AAUUCUUAUCACUGUACUAUCAAAUUUCUGAAAUUUGCAGGUAUUCUAAUCUUAUGCAAUGUUCAGUGCUGGAGCUGAUGUUUUCAUUAGAUGUCUAAAAUGUGUCUCUGUUUCAAAACAAAUUAGGUCUCUCAUGCAGUGGUCAUUUCAGGCUUCAGUGCAUAAGCAACCUGUCUCUGAUAUUUUUAGCACCUAUGGCAGUCAUGCCACAGGACGUGCUGCAAGCAGCCUAUGUCCACCCUCAAUGCUUUGUCAUCAACCAGCAAGAAGCUUGUCAGAUAGUCCUGUGUGGAAAUUGGGGCGUCUCAACCACAUAGCCAUAGCAGUACCUGAUUUGCAAGCUGCUGCAAGCUUUUACCAGGAUGUCCUUGGUGCUCGUGUCAGCGACCCCCAAGCUCUGCCUGAACAUGGUGUCACCACAGUCUUCGUUGAGCUGUCCAACACCAAGCUAGAGCUCCUCCACCCUCUGGGGGAUGCCUCCCCCAUUGCUAAAUUUUUACAGCGCAACGCGGCAGGCGGGCUGCACCACGUGUGUCUGGAGGUGUCGGACAUCGAGGCUGCAGUGGAGACGGUGCGCGCGAGCGGCGUGCGCUGCCUCGCUAAGACGACCAGCAUCGGCGCGCAUGGCAAGCCUGUCAUGUUCCUGCAUCCUGCAGACUGUCAUGGCGUCCUUGUGGAGCUAGAGCAGGAAUAAUGCUCAUGUUCCUGCAUCCUGCAGACUGUCAUGGCGUCAUGGUGGAGCAGGAAUAAUGCGUAGUUUACGGCUCCGUUUCUCCGAAGCUGAGUAUAUUUACUGUAUUUUUGAGGCUAGUCGUUGGUUCGUGGGCUGUUAAAUUUGUUGUUGACGGCUGCAUCCCUGCCAGCCGAUCUGUGGUCAAUUUUUUCUCACUGGCUGCGUAGUAUAAUAAAAAGUUAUCUUGGGGGCUGUUUUAGUCAGGUGUGAAAUCUUAGAAUCAUGUACAAGAAAUGUAAACUAAAUUGUUCUGGUUAAAAGUGAGACUUGCUUACUUACUUAUUCUGUGCCUGCCCUAGAUCAACCCAGCUAUGUGAUAGGGCAUUGUUUCUUAGUUCAGUUCCGUCGGUUUUAGAAAUCAAUUAUUUGAUGAAUCGCUCUAUGAUACGAUGCCAACUCCCCUUUGUUAGAAACCAUGACGUAAAAUGUAUUGAUCUCUUCCUUACCACGCAUUACUGCGUGGCAAGUCAGAGAUCAUGAAAUUUUUAUGAAAGUUGAUACGUAAAAUAAUUUCAUUCAAUGCAAUUGACAAAAUGUUUGAAAACGUUACAAGUUUACACUUUAGAAAAUGUA
Hyalella azteca is the source of this 1306-nucleotide messenger RNA. Its product is annotated as methylmalonyl-CoA epimerase, mitochondrial. Bases 59 to 694 code for a protein of 211 amino acids. The record is from RefSeq and is a predicted model, not a curated record. Gene Ontology annotation, molecular function: methylmalonyl-CoA epimerase activity. NCBI's taxonomy places the organism in Eukaryota, Metazoa, Arthropoda, Malacostraca, Amphipoda, Hyalellidae. Gene Ontology annotation, biological process: L-methylmalonyl-CoA metabolic process. The transcript has 4 exons.